This is a messenger RNA of Anopheles moucheti, 1429 nucleotides long. RefSeq names its product class E basic helix-loop-helix protein 23 (gene Oli). The transcript is spliced from 4 exons. Gene Ontology annotation, molecular function: protein dimerization activity. Bases 472 to 1155 code for a protein of 227 amino acids. The record is from RefSeq and is a predicted model, not a curated record. Lineage: Eukaryota; Metazoa; Arthropoda; Insecta; Diptera; Culicidae.
UCCUCCGUUCCGCGAACAUUUCGUACCGUGUUUUGUUGUUUCCCGAUUUCGUUUGUCGUACGCAGAAAUAAUGGCCGCUUCGGGAGUUUGAUGUGCGAUGGUGUUGAUGGGUUUCUCCACACGUUAACUGGUGGUGGUUUUGGUCCGUUUGUUUGUGCAAUCAUAUUCGAUCUUAAUUGGCCAGCCAGCACUGCCAGUUCAAGACGCUCGCCAAAGCGCGGAUGGGUUGUUGUUAGUGGUUUGGUUAGCGCGUUGCCCUUUAAUGUGGUGCUCUUCAUUUGUGGGACGGAUGUGUCGGGAUAGGCAGUGAAACACCAAUCCUGUCUGCUGAUGCGUAUCCUGUCGUAUCGGUGGGCGAUUUUCGCAAAACAAACUCACAAAUAACCAUCAUCCAUCCUAAUUGUGUGUGAAUCCGGCUACUAGAAUUACAACACCCCGUCAGCACGUUGAAGGUGAAGGCUUGCCAAGGGGAUGGAUCCACCGCACAAUCCUUUCAAUUUUCAUCUGGGGCCACCGGCUUCCCAUGGUGUACAUAGCCACCCGCCGGAACCUACGCCGAGCCCGCCGCAAAGUGUUCCUGGCCGCAGAACUCCACUCGGUACGGUGGGCCUCGGUGGAUUCUACGCCCAGCCGCAUGCAUCCUCUUCCAUCCAUACGGAUGAAAAUCGUCCCUCAGGAAGUUCUGAAAGUCCACCGCCCCAUCAUCACGCGUCCGUCCCGCCGGGUGGCACCGGGAAGCAAAAGAACCGGCAGGGGAAAUCGGUCCGACUGAACAUUAACGCACGGGAACGUCGCAGGAUGCACGAUUUGAACGACGCACUGGACGAGCUGCGUAGCGUUAUACCCUACGCACAUUCGCCCUCGGUGCGCAAACUUUCCAAGAUUGCCACGCUGCUAUUGGCGAAGAACUACAUUCUCAUGCAGGCGAAUGCCCUGGAUGAGCUCAGAAGACUGCUAGCGUACAUACAGAGUGCUGCCGGUGCCAGUAUCCCAACGGUGGAUCUACGCACGAUGCCUUCGGCCCUCAAGCUGCAGCAGCUGCUGCAAGCUCCCCAUCAGGAUCUAACCCUCCAGCAGAUCGGCGGCACUUCUUCAACCAGUACGACAAGUCAACCACCACCACCGCCUCCGCCUGCUCCUAGUCAGAACCCUUAAUCUCCCAAUAGGAUAUCCAACUUAUUCUAGUUGUGUGUGGUGUGAAAUGCGACGAAUGUAACGAUUUGCAAACUACUAGUUUAAGAUUUCCAAAGCCUGUAGUGUGAUUAAGAUUUUUCAUCUACUCUCUAGUCACUUUUUUUCUUUUGAAACUGAAUAUUGUGUUUUCUAUCACUAUCUGUGUAUCGUGUUUAGAGCUGCGUACCUUGUAGGGUAUUUAGGGAAGCAAUAGCAUGGUUGCCAAAUUAAGUUUAAGAAUUUGUGAAAUGAGAAA